AUGUCUUAUUAAUAAGUGUAAUAAUUGACAUCUUCAUCCAUCAGUAGUAAAGAGACUUCAAGUGAUUCAACUCCCAUAAAAUCCAGUAACGUUAGCAUUUGGAAGGAGGCUUAGUUAAGCCAUAAAAACAAAGAAAUUCCUUCUGCAAGAUGGGGCCAUUCAUUUGUCAAAGCAAAUAAUGAUUUACUUUACUUAUUUGGAGGAUAUGCAGAAUCAAAUUAUAUGAAUGAUUAGUGGGUUUUUGAUUUGAAUAGUUUUUAGUGGAUUGCUCUUCCUAAUUACGGUAAUAUACCAGAAAAGAGGUCUAACCAUUCAGGAUGCUACCUAGAGUAGAAAAAUAAGAUUCUUAUAUUUGGUGGCGGUGGGAAGGAAAAGAAGCGAUUCAACGAUGUCCAUUUAUAUGAUAUAGAUAAUAGUAAUUGGGAAUAUCUAAAAGUUUAAAAUAGUGAUUUAAUAACUCCUCGUACUUAUCACUCCGCAAAUCUGUUCUUCGAUAAAUACCUAGUCGUUUUUGGAGGUGAAGGCGUAGGAGAUUUAAAUGAUCUUUGCGUUCUAAAUCUAGAGCAAGAACCAUCUUGGAUAUUAUUGUAACCAUUAGGCAAAGUCCCUCCAAAGAGGAGAUUUCAUUCCAGUGCGACUGUUUAAAAUAAACUAUAUAUUUUAGGAGGUUGCUUUUCAAACUAUAGAUGUCAUGACGACAUUUGGGAGUUAAAUAUCGGUGAAUAUUUAUAAGAUCCACACAAUACAUAGUUAGAAUGGAGAUAAAUUAUUCAUUAUAAUCACGUAUUUUAACCAAGAUGGGGCUAAUGCUCUCAAGUAUAUGAUGAUAAAAUUUACAUAUUUGGAGGAAGGAAUUUAAAGGAUUUGAAUGAAACGAUAAUAUUUGAUCCAUCAAAAUAAGCAGAUUGCUUAGUAAAAAUAGAUUAAACCUCUCCAAACCCAAGAAGAAGAGGAGCUGCUGUUGUUGUUGGAUCCACAAUCGUAGUGUUUGGCGGAUUUGAUGGAGUCUACUAUAAUGACAUUCAUUAUCUCAACAUUUCGUAAACUGAGAAUGAGCAUAAUUCCAAAAUUGAUACAGAAUCUCAUUUUAAAUUCCUUUAAAAUAUUAUGUACAGCUAACAAGGCUACGAUUUAGAAAUAUAAAUGAGUUCGUUUAAAGUAGGAAUACACAAAGUAAUUGUAUUAGAGAGAAUGAAUGACCCUAAAAACAAAGCAUUUUUAAACAGAAUUGAAAUUGCGGAUGUAUUAAAUUUGAGUCAUAGAGAUUUUGAAUAGAGGUUUUUCAUAACCACUGUUGUUUAAUAUUUGUAUUCUGGAGUAUUUGAUUAUAGGCAAAUAAGAAACCAAAAAGAUUUAAAUUAAUUACAAGAAUUCGCUCAUGAAAUUAAACUCAUCACUCUUUUAGAAGCAUUGAACCAAAAUGAGUAGUGGAUUAGGUAAGAAAUACAAUCCACUCUUGUAUAAAGAUUUAAUAGCUACUAUUUUUAAAGGUAUUUCCGCUAUAAAUAACAUUAUAAAAAAUUUCUUAGCUUUGCAAAUUCUGAUAAAAAACUAAAGUCAGAGCAUAAUUUAGAUAGCAAAGACAAAUCUAACAACACUCAUUAGUAAAUUAAAAACUAUGAUCCUACUUUUGUUAUUGUUAAUGAUUCAAUAUGGUUUGAAGACAAUGAAGUAUUUUAUUAAUAUUCAGAUAUCACUUUAUAAUGUGAAUUCAAAUAAAUUCGUGCUAAUAAACUCCUUCUAAGUUCCUAAUCUUUAUAUUUUAAAACACUCUUUGAAUAAGCCUUUAUAGAAAAAUCAGAAUCUAUUCUUUACAUAGAAAUAGUCUCCUACAGCACUUUAAAAAUACUAAUGAACUUUUUCUACUACCAUAAAAUUAUCCUUCCUUCAUGCUUCGAAAUUAGCGACUGGCUAAACUUAAUUGAGGCAUCUAAGUACUUUUAAAUUCCUUAAAUCUAAGAAAUUUGUGAAAUAGAACUAAUUAAAAUGAUCAAUAUUGAUAACUUAUUUAACUUAUACUACUCUUCUAUACUUUUUAAUUGCCCCAAGCUCCGUAAAAAUUGCUCAUACCAAUAUGCUCAAAAGUUGUAUUCAUAAAGUAUAUUUAUGGAAUAAAAUCCAAACGAAUAAGAUGACGAUAUUUUAAUAUAAAUGGGAAUAGAGGCUCAAUAUAUCUACAAAAUUUUAAGAUUUUAAAUCAGCUAAGAUAAAGUAAUUGAGUAAAAUGCAAUAAACGAAGCAGAACAGAUAGAUAUAGAAUAUGAUAAUCAUGGAGAUUUAAAAAAAGUUUAAGAAUUUCUUUCUAAUAAUAUUAACUGGGAAAGGUAAGAAGAUAUAAUAAAUAGAUUAAAGCGCUGUAAUACAAAACAAAAAAGUUUCAGCCAUUAUUUUAAUAAUAACAUGAUCUAAAACAAUACAUAAGUGAGUAAUGCCUACUAAAGUUGCUAUUGUUCUAAUAAUUGUGAAUAAGCCUUUUCAUAAAACUUUGACUCAAAUACAAAUGUACAUAUUUAUGACUCAGGAGACAGCUCUUGCAAACAAAUAAAUAAUUACCAUAGUGCUGAAAUAGAAAAGUUUAAUCAUUCGACUUAAUCUUCUUCUAAGUGUUUAUCCUAGCUCUUUUAAUCUUAAGAUUUAACUGUAUUUUCUAAAAAAAACUACACUACUUCAAAUUUAUAAAAUAAUCAAAAAACAAGUAAAAACACCAAAUAUAAAAACUCUUCUAAUUCCACAAAUGAAUACAGUUUUUGUCUGUCAGGUAGAUCACAAGACUCAAUUUAAUAUGGAACAAUCUAAAAUGGGAAUAAGACAAGUUCUGAAAACUGUAAUUCUGAUUUUAAUGCUGAUUCUGAAGAAUAUGAUAUUUAAAACACUGCCAUGAUUGAAGAAACACAGACAUUCGUUCAGUACUAAUCUAAUAUGGAAUACUCUCUUUGA
Messenger RNA from Tetrahymena thermophila SB210, 2937 nucleotides. Its product is annotated as kelch motif protein. NCBI's taxonomy places the organism in Eukaryota, Ciliophora, Oligohymenophorea, Hymenostomatida, Tetrahymenidae. The transcript has 10 exons. The record is from RefSeq and is a predicted model, not a curated record. Gene Ontology annotation, molecular function: protein binding.